Molecule: messenger RNA, 547 nt
Organism: Stegastes partitus (bicolor damselfish)
Lineage: Eukaryota; Metazoa; Chordata; Actinopteri; Pomacentridae
Product: interferon alpha-inducible protein 27-like protein 2A
Exons: 4
Coding region: 20-307 (95 amino acids)
Biological process (GO): release of cytochrome c from mitochondria; intrinsic apoptotic signaling pathway
Cellular component (GO): mitochondrial membrane
Source: RefSeq, a predicted model, not a curated record
GGUCAGAACAGGAUAAGACAUGGAUCCUGUGACAGCUGUGGCUGGUGCAGUGGGAGCAGUGGGUGCAGUGGCCGCUGCUCCUUUUGUUGUGGGAGCCGCUGGUUUCACCUCAGCUGGAAUCGCAGCAGGCUCCUGGGCAGCAGGCAUGAUGUCUUCUGCUGCAGUUGCUAACGGAGGAGGGGUGGCGGCAGGGAGUCUGGUGGCUGUUUUGCAGUCAGCAGGUGCAGCGGGUCUGUCAGGAACUGCCAGUGCAGCCGUGGCUGGUGUCGGAGCAACAGUGGGAUGGCUGGCAAGCUUCAUCGGUUAAAAACACACCAGGAAAUCAGCUGUUUCCUUUUUGGCAAAGUUACAAAUCCUGUUACAUUAAUGAAGCAGCACUUCUGUGUUGGAAACUGUUGACAUGUUUUAGUCGUGUAUAGCUGACUCAGAUUUGUGUUGAUGUUUUGCUGUUUAUGCAAAUACUUUUACAGAACUGGAUAUCAGAAUGUUACCACUGUUACGACCUGGCUCAAUAAAAGGAGAGACACACCAAGUUUCAAAAAUUAAA